This is a messenger RNA of Peromyscus leucopus (white-footed mouse), 3292 nucleotides long. It is a transcript of the gene Nherf2, whose product is annotated as SLC9A3 regulator 2. Gene Ontology annotation, biological process: protein localization to plasma membrane. The record is from RefSeq and is a predicted model, not a curated record. Gene Ontology annotation, molecular function: signaling receptor binding; protein-membrane adaptor activity. The transcript has 7 exons. Bases 1628 to 2308 code for a protein of 226 amino acids. Lineage: Eukaryota; Metazoa; Chordata; Mammalia; Rodentia; Cricetidae. Gene Ontology annotation, cellular component: apical plasma membrane.
CGUCGUCCUGGGCUCUGUCCAUGUCUGAGCCAUCCACUGUGCUCUGAAGGCCUUGGGUGGAUUAGAUCCUGCUGCAGUGGGGUGGAGGGUUCCAGGGAAAUGGGAACAGAGACAGGGACUCGCAUCCAGGAGAGCUGCACGUGGCCCUUCCUAAGGAGCUUCUGGGAUGAGUCCUUCCUUCCCUUGACUCCCCUCCCCGAGGGAGUCCUUGUAUGCUGUUGUCCCGUGGCCUGUUAGGUAGCACCUCCCUCUUGUCCCCUUCCAGGAUAGGAGACCUGGAAGAAACAAGGGGAGGUCUGUUCCACCUCCUCUGUAGCUACCUAGGCAGAACCUGGGGCAGGAGGAAGGGCCCGAGGCUGUUUGUCCUGUUUCUUGGAGGCUCUGUCUGGUGUUAUUGUCUCUCACGUCUUCUAAUUAUUAUUUGAGCCAAGGGGUUCCCCACAUCCAACUCUGCGAACCAUUGGCUGAGGGUUGCUGGAGGGUCAGGUGAAAUUUGCCUUUGACCUCACCCAAAUGUCUCCUCCUUGAGCUGGUGGGGCCUGUGCUGAUCCCAUAGGACCUGUCUGAGGUUGGGAGAUGACACUCCCCAAAGUGGUAAGGCCAACCUGGGCAAAGGUGUCUGCUUUGAACCUGCGGGAUUCUUUUCUUUCUUAGAGACCUGAGGGCAGGUGCCAAGCCCUGGGAUCUAGAUCCUGCCCUCCGGCUGUUUAAGAUCAGGAGUCUUUAGAAGGAAUCUUGAGGGAACAAGAUGGGGCCAGGCCCAUGUUCCUCUGGCUGAGGACUAAGAGCCUCCCUUUUUCCCAAGCACCCCUUUCCCCUCCUUAGGAAGAGUCCUGUUGUUCCCCGCCUGUCCAUUCAUUUGGAUGCAAACAGCCCUAUUCACCUUCCUGUGGAAAAAUCCACCCUGGGGCCUUAUCUGCAGAUGGGGUGGCCCAGGCCCCUUGGCUGUGGGUGGGUCCUUCCCCGUCAUUGCUAUUUCAGGCUUGGAGGGGCUGCAGGAAGCCCUAGGAGGGGGCUUCCUCUGGGCGUAUUUAUAGAGGAACAAAAGGGGUACAAUGGGCUGUCCCAUUGUAGAUGGGUCAGAUCUAGGGACAAGGACUCGGAGGUAUAGGAGCCCAAGGGACAGUGUUCCCUUGGAAGAGAAAGGGGAGCCUCACUGGACCUCUACAAACCAGGCUUAAGACAGCCUGCCUCAGGUGGUGGCUUCACGGUCCAGGAUGGUGUGGAACGAAGUGAUAGCAGCAACACUUUGGGGACUCCCCUGGUUCCUUCGGCCCUCUUUUCCCUCCCCCUAUCCACUGCCUUCUGUUCUCCAGCCAAGGUCCCCUCCCUUGACUCCCUGUCUCCACUGCCCUGGGUCCUGGAGCAGGGCAGGGCCUCGCAGCAGCUUCCUUCCUUCCUUUCUUGGGACGGAAACCCAGCUGGGUGUGGGGGGCGCCGGACAGGGGAGGGGGUCCAGUAACCACCCUGCUACCCAAAGUGAGUCAGCCCCUACGUCCCCACCCAUCCCCAGGGAACCUGGACCACAGUGGGAGGUAGAUAAGUAGGGUGGCAGUCUCGGCUGGCCCGAGAGCUCAGGCCACUCCGGGCUGGUCACCUCCUGUUUGCCGUUCCUAGCCCACCUCUCAUGGCUCGCUCCAGGAAUACCAUGCUGCCUGCCUCCGCCCCAGGAGCUCCUCCACAGAACUUCCACCGAGGGCUUGUUCAGGAUGUCAAUGGGCCCCCAAGAGAGCUGCGUCCCCGGCUCUGCCACUUACGAAGGGGACCCCAGGGCUAUGGGUUCAACCUGCAUAGUGACAAGUCCCGGCCUGGUCAGUACAUCCGCUCUGUGGACCCGGGUUCGCCUGCUUCCCACUCUGGCCUCCGUGCCCAGGACCGGCUCAUUGAGGUGAACGGGCAGAAUGUGGAGGGGCUGCGCCAUGCCGAAGUUGUUGCCAGGAUCAAGGCACGGGAGGAUGAGGCCCGGCUGCUGGUGGUGGAUCCUGAGACUGACGAACACUUCAAGAGGUUGCGGGUCACACCCACUGAGGACCAUGUAGAAGGUCCACUGCCAUCACCAGUCACAAACGGGACCAGUUCUGCUCAGCUCAACGGUGGCUCCGUGUGCUCAUCCCGAAGUGACCUGCCAGGCUCAGAGAAGGACAAUGAGGAUGGCAGUGCCUGGAAGCGAGACCCCUUCCAGGAGAGUGGCCUCCACCUGAGUCCCACAGCAGCUGAAGCCAAGGAGAAGGCUCGUGCUACCCGGGUCAACAAGCGGGCACCACAGAUGGACUGGAACCGGAAGCGAGAGAUCUUUAGCAACUUCUGAGCCCCUCUCUGUCUGUCCGGGGCCCCAGGGUCUCUUCCUGCACGGACCUUGGGCCUUUCCAGAGAUCCCCAAGCCUCAGCAGACUGGAGGGUGGCAUCACGCCACCCAGAAAACAACCCAUGACCCCACAAACCCUUGUCUUGUCCACUGGGUGCUGCGGCUGUCAUAGCAAGAUGAGGGAAGAGAGAAACCCAGAGAUGAGAGAGAGAGAGACAGAGACAGAAACGGACAGACAGAGAGACAGAGAAGCAGUGAGAGAGGGAGGAGCUGUGAAUGGUGGUCUGCCAAGGGCCUUUGCUGUUCUGCCUCAGGCCUGCUGACUGAAAGGAAUUCAUGUUUUUGCUUUUUUUCCUACAAGGUCUCCAGCUCCACAUGUGUUUCUAGUUAAUAGUGGAGCCCCCUCCCCCAGCCCCUGGGGACUCACUCUCUAAAUAAUUGCAAUAAAACAAACCUUUCCCUGCAAACCCUCUCUUACCCACCCUGCCAGCAGCGCCAUCCUGCGCAGAGACCAGGGACUCGAGGGAACAGGCAGCCAGGGGCCCUCAGGGCCAGCUGUGUGCAGGAGCUUACACUCUGUCCCAUCCCUAGCAUCCCUAGCGAGGCGCGGUCCCUACACCAGGCCUCUCUUCUCUGCCUGGCUACCCCUGUGCUGCCUCCCACAUGCUGGGUUCUGGAAUGCAAAGCCUAGGCUCUCUGAGGGGCCAGAGGAUGGCGGUUCCAUGACUCCGAGAGGGAAGCCUCUGGACCAGCUCCUUAUCCUGCUCUGCAGCUCCCGAACCUGGAGAUGGUGGGUCUGUGUGAGCCAUUCCCAGAUGAUCCUGGGCUCCUGGGCCUGGCCCCUGCCUUAUGCCUACCUGGCACCCACCCUCUGACUUUUCCUCAGUGCUCUCAAUGCCCACACUCACUUAUCGGCACUGCAGUCUGCCUCGUAAGCCAUAGCGCACGUGCGCGCGCACCCUCAAAUUAAACAGGCCUUGCCUCGGA